AAAAAGUUCAUUGGCAAAUGACAACUAUCCCCACUUCUUCUACUCUCAUCUCUUAUCCCUUCAUGAGAGCCUGAGAGGGAGGAGGAAAACAGAAGAGAGCAAUGGCCCUUCAAGCACCAGCAGGGCUCAGGUGCACCACCACAAGGAUCAUUCCAUCCCUACUAUCUCCACCACCAAGCCAAACUGGCCUGCGAGGACCCUCCGAUCGCUGCGCCCUUCGAUCAGCCUUCUUCUCUCCCUCAGUCCAGCUCCUGCUGUCACCCCUGCAACAAGCUCCUGCCGCUGCCCCGAGGUUCUCCAUGCGCGUCGCCUCGAAGCAGGCCUACAUCUGCCGCGACUGCGGUUACAUAUACAAUGAUAGAACACCCUUUGAGAAGCUUCCAGAUAAGUAUUUCUGCCCUGUCUGCGGGGCUCCCAAACGGAGAUUCAGGCCAUAUGAACCUUCAGUUGCCAAGGAUGCAAAUGACACAGAUGCCCGUAAAGCCAGGAAGGCUCAGAUGAAGAGAGAUGAAGCCAUUGGGAAAGCGUUACCUGUUGCCAUAGUGCUUGGAGUUGCAGGGCUAGCUGGCUUGUAUUUCUACCUCAACAAUGCCUACUAGUGUGAGCAAGGAGCAUCAUGAGGCUCCUCUUUUCUUCAUUCUGAAACCGGUCGAGUCAAUAUUAGUAUUCAUAAUGUACUGUCAUCUGUAACAACAGAAUAAGUUAAUGUACUUAUGUUUCCAAUUUCAAGUUGUGAGGUUUCUGUUAAACAA
This is a messenger RNA of Phoenix dactylifera (date palm), 752 nucleotides long. RefSeq lists its product as uncharacterized. Gene Ontology annotation, molecular function: iron ion binding. NCBI's taxonomy places the organism in Eukaryota, Viridiplantae, Streptophyta, Magnoliopsida, Arecales, Arecaceae. The record is from RefSeq and is a predicted model, not a curated record.